AUGAAUCCACCAACACUUCUCAUCCACCAAUUCUUCCAUCAAAAUCACCAGAAGGCUGACUACGUCGCCUACGCUUCUGUUCUCGCACAACAUCACAACAUCAGCAAACCUUCAUCCUUCCUUCUGAUAACCACAACGACCUUCUCGCUUAGACACACGUCUGGUCGUCGCCCUAUGGACGGUUCAGCUCCUCUCGCCGACCCAAACGCCAUGGCAAGCUUAAUUCCUCCAAAGCCGACACUAUCAGCUCUUCCGCCAGAACUGCUCGACAGAAUCUUCUGGCUCGUUGACAGACCGGAUCUAGUCAACCUGCGCUUCGUCCCCAAGUCUAUCUGCGCUAUUGCCAACAGGCCAUUCGCUGUUCGCAACUUCAGCAACAGGAGCCAUGUCAUUACCAAACACAGUAUCGAGACACUGCUCGCAAUCAGUGCGCACGAAACAUUUGGCGCCUACAUCAGAGCUAUGGUGUUCAAUCCUGCUCGUAAGAUCCUCAAAUUUCUUGAUCCUGAUUUUGACGAGGAAGAGAAUACUGUCGUCGACAAUCCGUUUGUCGACUCUGGCGAAUUCAGUGAUUUAAUGCAGCAGAUUCUUGCCAACACCAGGCGCUUCUCUCCUUCCAUGACCAUCGGGCUUCCUGGCUAUGGUCGAUUCCUUUGUCGAGGUGAUCGGUUUUACCUUGUUUAUCGCGACGGCGAAGAAACAUUUGAGAUUCAUGGCGACAAUGUCUGCGAAGAACUCGAGGAAUUGACAUGCUACGUGGCCGCAGCAGAGACACAAAAGAUCCAAAAAUUCAUCAGGGAUGGUCUCGUGGAUGAUGAUCUGGUCGGUCUAUUUGAUCAGGCCUGA
Aureobasidium vineae is the source of this 846-nucleotide messenger RNA. NCBI's taxonomy places the organism in Eukaryota, Fungi, Ascomycota, Dothideomycetes, Dothideales, Saccotheciaceae. The record is from the annotation of a GenBank genome assembly.